GACUUUAUCGCGAUAUCCAGCAACAGAAUAGCAUAUUUUGGCAGUUUUAAUUGGUUAUUGCUACACCUCUGCAAGCUACUUCAAGCUUCAUUAAACUUUGGCACCAUAAAUACAGAAGAGAAACAGAGAACACUCAACCAGAAGGGGGCUAAAGUCGUGAAGAAACUACAAGUACAAGAUUCGUGCCAAGAUGAAGAUUAUUUUUGUGGUGAUGAUUGCGGUUAUUGCAACGGUAUCCGCUUUUAAUACCUAUCCAGAACGCAGAGAAGCUGAAUCUCCAACAUACGAGGAAGGCUAUAGAAGAGGAUACGCUGAUGCAGGAAUAAACAAUCGAGUUGCAGACCCUCGUCGUGGUUUCUUCGGCACUGUUACCAAAGACUGCAGCUCAAGUGUAAAGAACUGCAAUGGAUGCCGAGGCUAUUUGUCAAGUUGUUGUUCGGAUAAGAAUUGCAGCGGUGGUAGGAGAUGCAAAAGAGGACUUUGGAGUUACUCGUGCGAUAAUUAAUAUGUAUUGCUAGUGUAAUGUGUAUUGGUUUAAUAUACAUAUUCGUACAAAA
This is a messenger RNA of Hydractinia symbiolongicarpus, 557 nucleotides long. RefSeq lists its product as uncharacterized. The coding region runs from base 191 to 505 and encodes 104 amino acids. The record is from RefSeq and is a predicted model, not a curated record. The transcript has 4 exons. Lineage: Eukaryota; Metazoa; Cnidaria; Hydrozoa; Anthoathecata; Hydractiniidae.